Debaryomyces hansenii CBS767 is the source of this 453-nucleotide messenger RNA. Its product is annotated as phosphatase. Gene Ontology annotation, molecular function: protein tyrosine phosphatase activity. Bases 1 to 453 code for a protein of 150 amino acids. Gene Ontology annotation, cellular component: nucleus; cytoplasm. The record is from RefSeq and is a predicted model, not a curated record. NCBI's taxonomy places the organism in Eukaryota, Fungi, Ascomycota, Pichiomycetes, Serinales, Debaryomycetaceae. The transcript has a single exon.
AUGUCGAGAAUAUAUUCUAUUUCAGAUAUUAAGUUACUCAAACCAAGUAAACUUCGCAGUUGGUUUAGAAAUGGGUCUUCUACGGGGGCUGGAACGUUUGCCGUAGUAGACGUCAGAGAAUCCGAUUAUGUUGGAGGCCAUAUAAAAGGAUGCUACCACUAUCCCGCUGGAAGCUUUGAGACCAGUUUUGGAGAACUUCAAGACAAACUUGUGAAGAAUGAAAUCAACGAUGUAGUUUUCCAUUGUAUGUUAUCGCAGGCAAGAGGGCCUAAGGCGACGUUGAGAUUCAUGAGAUCGUUGAACGACGUCGACCCUAAGCAACGUGAAUUUUUCGAUAACUUGAACAUAUGGGUGUUACAGGGUGGGUUCUCGAAGUGGCAGCAAGAAUACGGAGAGGAUGUAGACGUGACUGAAGGCUAUGACAAAGAAUUAUGGCAAUUUGGAAAUUUCUAG